Messenger RNA from Plectropomus leopardus (leopard coralgrouper), 401 nucleotides. NCBI's taxonomy places the organism in Eukaryota, Metazoa, Chordata, Actinopteri, Perciformes, Serranidae. The record is from RefSeq and is a predicted model, not a curated record.
CUGACUUCGUGCUGCUGAUGUGUGCGUCCCAGCAGUGGAAGGUGUUUGAGUGUGAGCACACAGAGGAGUGGAUGGUUCUGGCCGGAGAGAACAAGGACGACCCUGAACCCAUGGAUGGUCGCCUGUUUAACCCUGCACCCAACUUCAUCAACUGCAGGAGUUACCUGGACAUGGCUAAAGUUUUGGUGUUUCGUCACCUCUUCUGGUUCGUGCUGUCGGUGGUCUUCAUCACCGGGGCCACAAGGAUCUCAGUGUUUGGACUGGGCUACCUGCUGGCCUGCUUUUUUUUCCUGUUGUUUGGGACGCGGCUGUUGGUCAAAUCCUCCAGGACUCGCCUCAUCCUCUGGGACUGUCUCAUCAUGUACAAUGUGGCAGUUAUCAUAUCUAAAAAUAUGCUAUCA